Gadus chalcogrammus (walleye pollock) is the source of this 3448-nucleotide messenger RNA. It is a transcript of the gene gng12a, whose product is annotated as guanine nucleotide binding protein (G protein), gamma 12a. Gene Ontology annotation, biological process: G protein-coupled receptor signaling pathway. Gene Ontology annotation, cellular component: heterotrimeric G-protein complex. The record is from RefSeq and is a predicted model, not a curated record. The transcript has 3 exons. Bases 438 to 656 code for a protein of 72 amino acids. Gene Ontology annotation, molecular function: G-protein beta-subunit binding. NCBI's taxonomy places the organism in Eukaryota, Metazoa, Chordata, Actinopteri, Gadiformes, Gadidae.
UCAUCCACCCGACCAAGUUCCGCGGUUCUCGUCACGAAGCCUCAACUGGAAGAAAAUAAGCCCUGGUGAGGAGGAGACGUCCAGUCAAACCGUGGAGAAAAGUCAAAGAUAAUUAAAUAUUACAGAUAAGAAGUGAAAGCGGCAAGAGUAGGCAGCAGUGUUCAAGUCUACCGCUUCCAUCCCUCUCUCGGUGUAAAGACAUUAAUCCAGUUUUGACUCUACGCGUAUCGGAGUGGGAGCCAGGUCCCCUCCCAGUGUGUUGACGGAUCCCGCUGAGCUCCAAGGGACGGAGACACCGACAGGAGGCUGAUUGCUGACCCGGACAGGAGCUCCAGGGGAAGGAGACACCAACAGAAGGCUGAUCGCUGACCCGGACAGGUAAACGGGGGUCUGGGUGCCUUUUCUCCACCAGCAGCAACAGUGUCCCGUUGCCAAGGAUGUCUUCGAAGACGCCCAGUGCCAACAGCAUAGCCCAUGCACGCAGAACAGUGCAGCAGCUCAGGAUCGAGGCCAGCAUCGAGAGAAUCAAGGUGUCCAAGGCCUCGGCGGACCUGAUGAACUACUGCGGCGAACACGUCAAGUACGACCCUCUGGUGAUGGGCAUCCCCGCUUCGGAAAACCCCUUCAAGGACAAAAAGCCCUGCACUAUAUUGUAGUGGAGGGCUGCCCUAGCCUUCAUGUUUAUGAUUAUUAUUUUCUGCUAAUUAAUGUUGCUGUAUUCUUUUUUUUGGGGGGGGAGGGGUGUGAUUUUCUAGUCUCUCACUAAUUAACUCCAAAUGCAUUGCAUUUUCAGUUUUUCCAGUUCAACCACUUUGUUCUCAGAAUACGACACAAAACAAAGCCAUAAUCAGCCUGGAGGUGGGGAAAGGCUGACCUGCCAUGCAGUGUUAUAAUGACACACAUUAUUAAUGAUUAACAAUUAUUGAUUUACGAUUGAUUAUUAUCUUAAUAGCACUUUAGCAGGGCUAUUAAGAUGCUGCAUAUUGACCCCUGAAUACUAAAAAAAAUAAAAAAAUGGUGCGAUAUCUUCUUUUCUCGCUCAAUUAAUUCAAUUCAGCCUUUCUUUAAUAAUACUGCAGGCUGCUCUGGCACAGUCCACUUGCAUCAUGGAUUGAGUUCUUCAUUCAGACACAAGUUAAAAUACACCCUUAGGGCUGUUUGACUGUUGAAAAAUGUCUGGCUCAUCAGCUUACAGACUGAAAAGGUCUGGUCGUGAUGACGAUGAUGAUGAUGAGUGCUGUCCAGCUGAAAUGUAUUUAAAAACAACGCAGUCAUACACUUGAAAGCUGUAGGAUGUGACACAGUCACUAAGCAAAGGUUUAAAAUGACAUUUUCCACAAAUGGUAGGUAGUGUUGACCUGUGCAGGCGAUGACCACUCAGCUCCAGUGGUCAGGCAGUCAUUACUUCCUGCCUGAGCCUGGUGGUAUUUUUAAAGAUCACACAUUCCUCGAGCUUAUGAUGAUAGAAUUCCAUUCAAACUCCUUAAGCUGAUACUGAAAAAUAUUCUAUUUGAACUUUUCUUGCUCUUCAGUUUGUGUCGAUUCAGCUUGCCAAUUGAUAAAUGCUUUUGCAAAGACGCCGUAGAUAACCCAGAGAUAUAGGAGGCCGAUAAUAGUGGUGCCUAAUUUAGAUAACGACACGUAAUUUCCCGCAUUAGGUACCCCUCCCUUCCGAAUCUUACGUCAACUAGAAUUGCAGGAACCUUCUGUCACUAUUUUUAGGUUAAUCAUCUUCUACUGUUCCUCCUUGAUAGAAGACCAAGUUAGGGAUCAAGCCAAAUAUGCGUGCGAAUGAAAACAUCCAUUUUACUUUGAUGUUGUUUUUUUAAUGACUAUGAUAUUGCAGAAGCCUUAAGGAAAGAAUCACCUGACCUGGUUAUUAAAAUGUCAUCUCUGUGGCCCAACCUCUGCUGACAAACACAAUGGUGAAAUUGGAGGACAAAAGUCCAAUCUGAAUUAGCACUGAGUGGGCAUGCAAUAUUUGCGUUUUUUAUAAUGCGCCGACAACCAAUGAAAUUACAGUGGGUAGAAUUAGCAUGGAUUCUACACAUUUAAGAAGAAUGAUGAUAAUACAACUUGUAGCCAAUCGAAUGGCUGCCUCAGAAUUUGAAAGGUUUUAUUGUUAAUAAUAAUAAUUUGGCAGGAGUUACCCCAGUUGAAUCGCUUUGCGUUAUGAUAUCCGGCUACGCAAUAACUUUUUUAAAGUAUUAUGUGACACUGUGAGCUGUUUUAACAUAUGCAUAACAAGAGUUUCUCAAUAUCUUCAAUGUGUACUGUAUGCUUUAAUGUUUUUAAAGUGCUUGGGGACUAGAUGCCAUCGAUUACGUGCAUUAACUGACACAAACUAUCAAUCUACCUUUCUAAAAUCCUCAUUUAUUUUGCAGUGUAUAGGGCAUGGUGGCUUUGUUAAUAAAUUCCUAUUUGAACUGUGAAAUAUCUUUUAGAUUAGUUGAGGGGUUCUGGUUAGCAUAAUAUCAAUUGAAUAGAACUGAUUAUUCCUACACUCAAAAGCCUUACUUAUGUUUGCCUUGUAUUAUAAAAAAUAAGCCUUGGGAGUAUUGAUGUUGGCGUUUCCAUCAAAUGUUUUCUGUCCAUGUGCUGAAUGUGAUUUCUAACUGUAUUGUGCCAAUGUUUUGUCUUUGUGUUGUCGCUAGUACCGGUGGUUUGAUAAUAUUGUACUUCCUGGUGCUGCAGUAUUCAUUGGUUUUGUAACCACUUGCCUUCUCCAAAGGGUAUAUUUUAGGUCUUCAAAUUUGUAGAGUAAAGCAUUGUUAAUUUCCAUCAUAGUGUUUUUAUGAUUUAAAAAACUAAUGAUAUUUGCAAUGCAUUGUUAAGUCACCAUUGUAAACAACUUGAAGGAAAUAUACAUAAGCACUGCAGCUUUUUCGACCUGCUGGUCUACCUAUCCAUUGAACAAUUCAGAAAAAGUUGCCACUAUUCAACUAGAGAAAAGGAAUAAUUCCACCUUCAGUAUCUACAGUUUGGUGAUUAUUUUAUGAAUCGGGUGUCGGGCACAGCAUAAUGAUAUAUAUAUACUCAGCAUAAGAAUAUCAUGUUACUAUCUAAAUAAAAACAAAAACAAUGGUGUUCAACUGGUGGAGACCAAGAAUAAUGUCUUUCAACGUUUUUUUCCUUUCUACGAGACAUUGAGAAACUGUGAUGAGGCUAUCCUUGCUGUCAGAUGGAAUCCCAUCCGUGAAUAGUGAUGCCAUUCAAGGAAGAUUUGAACCUGUGGAAUCUGAUUUGUUCAACUUCUAACCAACAAGUAAAACCAACCCUUUGUCUCUCUGCUGAGGCACAGUCUUACUGUUGGUAAUAAACAAACGCUUGGUACGGCAUGCUGCUGCGGAGGUUGACUCCACAUCUCAUAGGGGCUUGAACUGGAUUGGUGCAUACAUACUAUGCUCCUGUUAUCGUUAGUCAACAGAAGAAAUAAGGGCAUACAAUA